GAUGGGACUGUGUUGCUGGGGGCUUGGCUGCUCCAGUACAGGUCAUGGCACCCCGGCAGUGCUGGUCCCUCAUCCCUCCAUCUCCUCUUCUUCUUCCUGGCAGCAGGGAUGAAGUGCCUCUGUACUGCUGCUGUUGGUGCCUGUGACUGACCUGUGUUCUCCCUCUCUCUGCAGGCUGUUCCUCUAAGUCAUUCAAGCUGUACUCGCCAAAGGAGCCCCCGAACGGCAACGCCUUCCCCCCAUUCCAUCCGGGCACCAUGCUGGAUCGAGAUGUGGGACCUACUCCCAUGUACCCACCUACGUACCUGGAGCCUGGCAUUGGGAGGCACACGCCGUAUGGCAAUCAGACUGACUACAGGAUAUUUGAGCUCAACAAGCGGCUGCAGAACUGGACAGAGGAAUGUGACAAUCUGUGGUGGGAUGCCUUCACCACGGAGUUCUUUGAGGACGAUGCCAUGCUAACAAUCACUUUCUGCUUGGAGGAUGGACCAAAGAGAUACACAAUUGGCCGGACUCUGAUACCCCGUUACUUCCGCAGCAUCUUUGAAGGAGGGGCCACAGAGCUCUAUUACGUGCUCAAGCACCCCAAGGAGUCCUUCCACAACAACUUUGUCUCUCUGGACUGCGACCAGUGCACCAUGGUCACCCAGCAUGGCAAGCCCAUGUUCACCCAGGUGUGCGUGGAGGGGCGGCUCUACCUGGAGUUCAUGUUUGAUGACAUGAUGAGGAUAAAGACGUGGCAUUUCAGCAUCCGCCAGCAUCGAGAGCUCAUCCCCCGCAGCAUCCUUGCCAUGCAUGCACAGGACCCCCAGAUGCUGGACCAGUUAUCCAAGAACAUCACCCGCUGUGGGCUCUCAAACUCCACACUCAACUACCUCCGACUCUGUGUAAUCCUAGAACCAAUGCAGGAGCUCAUGUCACGGCACAAGACCUACAGCCUCAGUCCCCGGGACUGCCUCAAGACCUGCCUGUUCCAGAAGUGGCAGCGGAUGGUCGCGCCGCCCGCGGAGCCGGCACGGCAGCAGCCCAGCAAGCGCCGGAAAAGGAAGAUGUCAGGGGGCAGCACGAUGAGCUCCGGCGGUGGAAACACCAACAACAGCAACAGCAAGAAGAAGAGCCCCGCCAGCACCUUCGCUCUGUCCAGUCAGGUACCUGAUGUGAUGGUGGUAGGCGAGCCCACGCUGAUGGGGGGGGAGUUCGGGGACGAGGACGAGCGGCUCAUCACUCGGCUGGAGAACACGCAGUUUGACGCCGCCAACGGCAUCGACGACGAGGACAGCUUCAACAACUCGCCCGCGCUGGGGGCCAACAGCCCCUGGAACAGCAAACCGCCCUCCAGCCAGGAGAGCAAGUCAGAGAACCCCACGUCGCAGGCGUCGCAGUAACGGCCCCGCGCCCCCCCCGCGGACUCAGUCCCAACCGAUCUACCUGUACAUUUGCAACGGAGAGUGACUGGGAAGCGGCGAGGUACUGGGGCGGAUCGGCGCCGCGUCACGGCGGGACCCACGGCCGGGGGCAGCGCCUGCCGCCGCCUCCCCGCUCCCCCCGCGCCCGCUGCCCCCAGACCCAGGGCAGGGGCGGAUGUCGGGGCCGUAGCUUCGUUAUUCCCCCUUCUCCCUCUUCCUCCUCCCUGCUUCUUCAUCCCUGGAGAGCCUCUCGUGUCCCCUCCCGCCGUGCCCAGCCCCUGCCUGCUGAACGGGGCGCGGCGGGGCUGCAGAGCCCUGCGGUGAGGUCCAGCCUUCCUCCUCCUCUCCCCUCCUGGGUCUGACGGCGGUGUUUGCUGUGUGCGCGCGCCUCCAGCCCAGCCUGGGGCUGGUGGGGCUGGCCGAGGACAAAGCCCCGGCUGCUGUGGUGUUGGGGGUCGGUCACCGGGCAUUCCCCACUCUCCUGCCCCCUCCUUGGCCCCCAUCCCCUCGCUC
This is a messenger RNA of Centrocercus urophasianus (Greater sage-grouse), 1919 nucleotides long. RefSeq names its product LIM domain binding 1 (gene LDB1). Bases 258 to 1385 code for a protein of 375 amino acids. The record is from RefSeq and is a predicted model, not a curated record. Gene Ontology annotation, biological process: negative regulation of transcription by RNA polymerase II; nervous system development; positive regulation of transcription by RNA polymerase II. The transcript has 10 exons. Gene Ontology annotation, molecular function: LIM domain binding. Gene Ontology annotation, cellular component: nucleus; transcription regulator complex. NCBI's taxonomy places the organism in Eukaryota, Metazoa, Chordata, Aves, Galliformes, Phasianidae.